CUUUCACUCAGGUUCUUCUCAUUUUCUUCUAUGAAUUCAUUCAUCAUGCCAGGUCUUUCUUUCCUCCUAUCCAUGCGAUCUGCUGCGCUGGGACUCGGCCUCUUGGCUCUGUCACCCGCGGCGACAAUCGCUGCUCCACUAUCAACUGUACCUCGUCAAGAUGCUAGCUCUAGGCAGCGGGCCGACGAUCUCUGCAGCUCCAUGAAUGCUGACCCUGCAGAUGGUUUCCAGAGCAUUACCACGCUACCUACGGAGUCUGGGUACUCCACUGGAAUAGAUAUCAACUGGUAAGUGAUCUAUGGUACGCCCCCGCCUGGAAGCAUAUAAAUGAACCUCUGUAGGUCUGCCACUUGCCAUAAGCAGGCCAGCUGUAUCGUGAGACCCGAAGAGACAAGUCAGCUGCAGCGACUUGUCCAGAGGUUGGUCGAGAACGAUGUAAGAUUCGCUGUCCGCAGCGGUGGCCACUCGCCUAAUCUACUCGCGGCGGCCAUAGAAGACGGUAUCCUCAUCGAUAUGUCGGGCUUCGACGAGGUCACCAUUGACAAGGAUAACGGUGUCGUAGUCGUUGGCUCCGGACAGAGAUGGGGAGACAAGAUCUUCCCGGCACUCACCGCCGAAGGCCUGAUGGCCGUUGGAGGUCGUGUCCCAGCAGUCGGUGUUGGUGGCUUCUUGCAAGGUACUGGUCUAUCAUAUCUAUCCGGCCGUUACGGUCUUGCCUGCGAUAAUGUCAAAAACUUCGAAGUUAUCCUUUCCGACGGUUCCCUCGUCAAUGCCAACACGGACGAGAACCCCGACCUUUUUAAAGCCAUGAAGGGUACUGGCAACCAAUUUGGUAUUGUCACCCGGUUCACCAUCUAUACCUAUCCUCUAGGCCAGAUCUGGGGUGGUCAGAAAUUCUACGGCCCUGAACAACUCCCCGCGCUCUUGCAAGCUUCCCUCGAAUUUCAACAAAACGCUGCUUUGCAUGACGUUGACGCCAGCAUAAUGCUUCUAUACUUCCCGACUGGUCCAGACGCUGGCGGUGUGCUGAGUAUGGUCUACCUCAAACCUGAGGCUAAUCCUCCGGCCUUCGCUCCCUUCGAGAACAUUCCCACGACGGACGAUAACACAAAAAUCCAGUCUCUUACCUCGAUGAUUGCCGGCGCGCCCGUGCCCCCGAACCCACGCUGGGACUGGUGGAACGUAAACUUCAGGCCUACAGCGGCGAUCUAUGAUCAUUUUCAACCGCUCCUCCAGGGUCAGCCUGUUGAAACCAUUUCGUCUGUUAAGAACAGCACAAUCGCGGUUGGGCUCAACUCCAUCGGACCGAACGUAAUUCAGCGUGGCAUAGACAUGGGCGGAAAUCUCCUUGGCAACACGGUCGAGGCGCAGACGUGGUUUGCGAUCAAUGCUGGGUGGGCGAAUGCAGCUGACGAUGAGACCGUACAUACGGCGGGCGGAGAGCUUAUCAGGCAGAUGAGAGAUGUAACGAUCAAGGAAGGCGAGCAUAUCGAGUGGCUGUUUCCCAAUGAGGCGAAUCAUGAUCAACAGGUCACCGGCUCAUUUGGCGUACAGAACGUGGAGGAGCUAAGGAGGGUGAGAGAUAAGUACGAUCCUCAGCGCGUCUACCAGAGGCUUUUGCCAGGGGGUUUCAAGAUUCCAGGCUCGUGAUGGCAGAGAUCCCUUCGCGGAGAGGGUCUCUAGAGUGCUAUCAGCAACAACACAGCUUAACAUAGUAUACAUAUUGCUCG
Pseudovirgaria hyperparasitica is the source of this 1730-nucleotide messenger RNA. RefSeq names its product putative FAD-binding oxidoreductase. The transcript has a single exon. The coding region runs from base 328 to 1650 and encodes 440 amino acids. NCBI's taxonomy places the organism in Eukaryota, Fungi, Ascomycota, Dothideomycetes, Acrospermales, Acrospermaceae. The record is from RefSeq and is a predicted model, not a curated record. Gene Ontology annotation, molecular function: FAD binding.